AUGCUCUCGAUGGCCCCAGCGUCGCCCGUCUCGGUCGCGGCGCCCGCGCUCCGCGGCGCCCACGCGGCCAUGCUCUCGGACCUCAUGGGCACGCCCCGCAGCGGCCUACCCCACCGCCUCAUCGCGCGCUCCGGCCGGCCGCUCGACGUGCUACCGUUCCUCGACGCCAUCUUGGCCGACGACGAUAUGGCCGCGUCCAUGGCCAACCACCGCGCCCGCUUCGCCUGUCUCCUCGCAGCCGGCGGAUCGCCAGCGCCAGGAACCAUGAACGGAUCAGAAGCGCACGGCGUCCACGCCCACUUCAAGCAACACCAUACGACCAAGGUGAGCACAGAAGGCGCGACCCGGUGCAGCGGCCAGUAG
Messenger RNA from Saprolegnia diclina VS20, 363 nucleotides. RefSeq lists its product as hypothetical. Bases 1 to 363 code for a protein of 120 amino acids. The record is from RefSeq and is a predicted model, not a curated record. The transcript has 2 exons. Lineage: Eukaryota; Oomycota; Saprolegniomycetes; Saprolegniales; Saprolegniaceae.